CGCUGUUGUUUGUGGUGUCGGCCGGCAGCGCGAGUCGGACAACAACACUCGCCAGGCGGGCGGCGCGGCGGCCGAGGGUCCGGAGGCCGCGGGCGGCGGCGGCGAGCGCGAGCGGAGGGCAGCCGGCCUCCCGCGGCCGCCGAGCCCGGGAGUGCGCGCCGGCCGGAGCCAUGUCGGUGAACAUGGAUGAGCUGCGGCACCAGGUUAUGAUCAACCAGUUCGUGCUGGCCGCGGGCUGCGCGGCUGACCAGGCGAAGCAGCUGCUGCAGGCGGCCCACUGGCAGUUUGAGACCGCCCUGAGCACGUUUUUCCAAGAAACCAACAUUCCCAACGGCCACCACCACCACCAGAUGCAGAUGUGUACCCCCAGCAACACACCUGCCACACCGCCGAACUUCCCUGACGCGCUGGCCAUGUUCUCAAAGCUUCGCGCCUCCGAGGGCCUGCAGAGCAGCAACAGCCCCAUGACUGCCGUGGCCUGCUCACCCCCUUCAAACUUCAGCCCCUUCUGGGCCUCGUCCCCGCCCAGCCACCAGGCCGCCUGGAUCCCGCCCUCCUCCCCCACGGCCCACAGCUUCCACCACCUCCACCACCCACAGCCCACGUGGCCCCCCGGAGCACAGCAGGGGAGCACGCAGCAGAAAGCCAUGGCGGCGAUGGACGGCCAGAGAUGAGACUGGAUGCCGCCGGGCGCUGGGCUGGAGCUAGGGGGCAAUCUAGGGGCGGGGGGGAAGCUGGGCGCGCGGGGGUUUCCUGAAGAUCGCACUGGAAGAUUUUAUAUAAGAGAAUUUUUGUGGGUGGGGGGACAGUAAACUUCUGAGCCACUUGGAUCCUUCAGGAGUUUCAAAUCAGGCAAGUUUUUUUUUCCUCUUUUUAAUAUAUAACUGUAAUAUAUAUAUGAAUAUAUAAAAAUAACUAAUGUAUGUGAGAACGGGGCUGGCCGACGGAGUGUUGGGUCAGCGGGGAAGGGCCAGGGGAGCCACCCAGUGGGCCAGCACCCCUUCCUCCAACCCCAGGCCCAGGGCAGGUGCUGGGGAGCCAGGUGGUGUGACUGCAGUCACUUGGUCUGCUCACUGCCUCCUUUCAAAGGUCACACCUUCUGGAAUCGGGUGAAGGACCACAGGCUUCCUACUCCCCGUGGCAGCUGUGGGAGGGACUCCCGGUGGUGCUGGGUGGCUGAAGGUGUGGGGGCCACUGCCCACCCCCGGUCAGCGGCGCUCCGGCCCGCGUCGCCUCAGCGGCUAGCUGUGCAGGGCUCAUGUAGGACUUGUGAGCCGGCCCCCAACCCCAGGGCUGCCCUGCCUCUCCCACUGUGUUCCCGGCCGUGGACAGCAGAGCGGAGGGCUUGCCUUUGGAUGGAGUUCCCAAAUCAAAUCAUCUCACCAGGGUGAAAUUUUAAUUUAAAACUUAAAAGAGACUUUUCUAACUUC
This is a messenger RNA of Budorcas taxicolor (takin), 1430 nucleotides long. It is a transcript of the gene UBALD2, whose product is annotated as UBA like domain containing 2. The coding region runs from base 171 to 674 and encodes 167 amino acids. Lineage: Eukaryota; Metazoa; Chordata; Mammalia; Artiodactyla; Bovidae. The transcript is spliced from 3 exons. Gene Ontology annotation, molecular function: protein binding. The record is from RefSeq and is a predicted model, not a curated record.